GUCUGGCGUCCUAGUUCGUUAAACCACUUAUUCGAGAAGGGAGCAGAUCUUACAUGUGAAGAAUGGAUGGCAUCGCUGCAAGAAUCGGAGCUUGAUGAUGGCAUCGCUGCAGAUCUUAGCCAGAUGUUGAAUAAGAAAAAGGUGGAAGAAUACGAGAUAAUCAAUCGAGCUUACAGAUGGCUUACUAAGUAUCCGGAACACCAAUCCCCUCUGGCAUCGUCACUGACAAGGCCAUCUCCGUGUUGGGAACCUACGACCGGUGAAAAUUUCAAGCUAAAUGUCGAUGCCGCCUGUUUGGAAGGAGAAGGAACAGGUUUCGGGGUGGUGGUGAGGGACAAGAGCAACAGUUUUUGUUUUGCAGCGGUUCGAAGAACUAGGGUUCAAUGGAAACCCGAAAUGGCAGAGAUCAAGGAGAUCUGGUUUGGGAUUGAAAUGGCAGAGAAAUGGGGUUUAAUCGGAAAGAGAGAUCGAGACAGACUGUCUUCGUGUUGUUCAGCAGGUGGCAAAGGAAGAGACUAGAAUAACAGAGGAAGGGGUGGCAUGUGGCGAGCUAGCAAAGCGUCUGAAAGAGUUUGGCUCGUUUACUAUUAGGUUCUCGGGCCGAACCAACAACCAAGCAACCAUAUUUUGGUCCACACUUCAUGUAAUUGGGAGGAUACAACAAUUUGGCAGUCCAAACCUCUUAUCUUUAUAGUUUCUCAGUUACAAAGUGAUUCCUAUGCUAUUUCAUAUUAAUGGAAUAAUACAGGUUAUUUAUAAAA
Molecule: messenger RNA, 761 nt
Organism: Linum trigynum
Lineage: Eukaryota; Viridiplantae; Streptophyta; Magnoliopsida; Malpighiales; Linaceae
Source: the annotation of a GenBank genome assembly